Molecule: messenger RNA, 990 nt
Organism: Pseudocercospora fijiensis CIRAD86
Lineage: Eukaryota; Fungi; Ascomycota; Dothideomycetes; Mycosphaerellales; Mycosphaerellaceae
Exons: 11
Coding region: 1-990 (329 amino acids)
Source: RefSeq, a predicted model, not a curated record
AUGGAAAGCGAGGUCCACUCAGAAUCACGAAAACACCCCUAUUGGAUUGUGAACCGAGACGGCGGCUAUAGCCUAUGGAUCGAUGCUAUGCAGCAGAACGCCACGGCGCAAGUGGCCAUCAUGGGACAGAUAUACGACUCUUCUGCAAAGCGUACCUUGAGUCCUGCUGACCAGGAAGAGGCUCAAGCUGUCGUCAGUUCUCAGCUUCGCCAAAAAUCCUCGCCUUCCAUUCGUGAUAAGCUGACAUGUCGAGUGAAUCGUGCAGGAGAUGAUUGCGCUGGUACGAGAUACAUAAACACUCCUUGCCAUGGAGAACAGAACAGAUUUCAUGUUCGUUCUGGAGGGUUGGAUUGUCCCGUCAUGGAGAGAUUUCGAAUAUUUUGGAGACUUUCCGCUCAAAAGACACCACUGAUCCCCGAGAUCGAAUUGGAUGCCGGCUUCCCCGAGAUUGGCGUCGGUCAGCUUGAAUCUGUGCGCGUCCAAUGUCUGGAUGGCUGGGUCAGUCACGCAGCCUGUCCUGUUCAGCCGUGUCCGCACAAUGCAAGACGUGGUAGCACAAUGAUGCCGCCGCAUGACGGUAUGCUCUCGCGAGUGCAGUGCUUGUUCCGCUCGUUCUACCGUCACGUUAGCUACGCUUGCAUGUGCGCGCAAUCUGCUUUUGUGCAAAACUCGUGGUCUGGCAUUCCAGCCUCUUGGAGGCUUCCAUGUCUAUGUGUGCUGCGCCCCGUGGCGUCUUCAUACACGCCUUUCCCUCCGUCUACAGCACCAAGACGAACUGAGCAUGUCACCGUCCAGGAUACGCGGCCGCGACGAGUCGAGAGAGGCAGCGGUGCCUUCCCGAUCGAUGUAAGUUUCAUGGGCGGAGCUCAGCCGGAACGCGGUUGCCACGCAAUGAGAGAAGCCAAUCGCACCCUGCCAAAAUCUAUAGACUAUUUCGUAUCAGUCAUACAAAUGCGCCUUCCUGCACAAAACGCCGCCCGAGUGCCAUGA